Aspergillus caelatus is the source of this 790-nucleotide messenger RNA. Its product is annotated as splicing factor 3B subunit 5 family protein. The transcript is spliced from 2 exons. Gene Ontology annotation, cellular component: precatalytic spliceosome; U2 snRNP. Gene Ontology annotation, biological process: mRNA splicing, via spliceosome. The record is from RefSeq and is a predicted model, not a curated record. Lineage: Eukaryota; Fungi; Ascomycota; Eurotiomycetes; Eurotiales; Aspergillaceae. Bases 105 to 359 code for a protein of 84 amino acids.
AUCCAACCCCCAGAGAAACCAGAAACCAGAACAGCAACACAUCUCCAACUCCAAGAAGAAAAAAAAAAAAAAGAAAAAACCACAGUGAAUAAAAAUCUACCAAAAUGGCCGAUAAGCUUCGCACGCUCCAGAACCUCGAGGCCAUGCAGGCUCGGUACGUGGGUACGGGACACGCAGACACGACCAAGUACGAAUGGACGUCGAACAUCAUCCGCGACAGCUACGCUUCGUAUAUUGGACAUCCGCCGAUGUUGUCAUAUAUGGCUGUUGGAAUGGGGGAGCCGAAGGAGAAGGUCCGGGCUAUGUUUAUUGAGAAGAUGGUUAGGGGGGCUGGAAAUCCGCCUGAGACGCAGGAGUGAAUGGAUUGCGCUUUGGGGGUUUGAAUUUCAUGGAUGAUUGUCUGUUGUGAUCUUGUUAUGAUUAUCGGCUGUGGUAUCGAGGUUUACGGAUGAUGAAUGCCCUCGGUGAGGCGAGAACUCUGCUUGAUGGCUUGUGGGCUGAGUUUGGUAUCAACGCUGAUGCUGGGAUUGAGUGGUUGGUACUGCUUGAUGCCGGUUGACAUGCGGUCCGUUUACAGUUGCCCUUGAUCGCUUGGGAGUUAUGGAGUAUUUUAGACAGCUCGGUGGGAUUAAUUGGAUGUAUGAGCUGUACACUCUAGGCUGGACUUAUUGUUUGGUUCAUUACCAUGUACUGUAAUGAUUCGAGGGCGUCGGUUGCAUGGUUUUAGUGAAAUGACUGAGUAUGCAUCCAUAUGGUGUCCGAAUGAAACGACUCUUAUACAUAUGCAAAA